AUGACGGUAGACAACUCGUGAAACUGAUUGGUGAAUUUUGCUAAACGUCAACAGAAGUUUUGCUUGUCUGCUGUGACAGCGGCAUCACAACAAACGGUUGUGUGCUUGACAGUUAGGAGCAAGAAGAUGCCGAAUGAGGCCGAGGAAGAUAUAUUUGCAAAUUCAGCCAAGAAUGUGUUCGGUGAUGACACAUCCUGUUGCUACGAUCUGCCUCCAGAUCUGGAAGACUUGUUGCUUUUUGGCAACAAUGUGAAUCUUCUUGAUGAAAUUGCCGCACUUGCGCAAAUAAGCGAAGAGGAGAUAGAAAAUUUGGCAUCAGGUGGAGAUAAACAGAUUUCACCGCUUUCCCAAGCAUCUGAUACUGGAGACUCGAAUGGUGACAAUCAGAAACAAAAGCCUGUUCCCUGUCCUUUAUGCUCUAGACCUUUUUUAAACAGAAGUAGUUUGACUUAUCAUAUUCGCACUCACCUCGGAGUGCACCCAUUCCAGUGCAGAUACUGCUCCAAAGGCUUUGUGCGCAGAGAUACCAUGCUAGUGCAUGAGACAGAGCACACAGGCAUGAAACCGUUUGUUUGUGAUUCGUGCAAUAAAUCUUUUCCAACCAUGGCUGUGCUCAGGAAGCAUGCUGCUACACAUGCAGGGAAGAAACCUCACACCUGUGAUGUUUGCCACAAGAAUUUCAGCUCAAGAGGUAACCUGAAUCAGCACAUGAAAAAACACACGGCUGUUAGGCCAUUUUCUUGUCAACAAUGCUCAAGAAGUUUCGUAUUUAGGGGUGACCUGCACGUACAUCUCAAAAUGCAUGCUGGAAUCAGGCCACACAAAUGUAACUACUGUUUAAAGACAUUCAGCAGCAAAGGUAACCUCAACCAACAUCUUAAGAUGCAUUCAGAUUCAACAUCUUAUGUUUGCACUACAUGUUCCAAGGUCUUCACCAUAAGAUCAUGUUUUGAGGAGCAUAUGAAAGGUCAUGCAGCUGUCAAAACUGAAGAAAAAUCUAUAAAAGAUUGUGCUGCUGUGAGUCAAGAGGAACAUAUAAAAGAUAAGACUGAAUAA
Messenger RNA from Schistocerca serialis cubense, 1056 nucleotides. Its product is annotated as gastrula zinc finger protein XlCGF7.1-like. Bases 127 to 1056 code for a protein of 309 amino acids. The record is from RefSeq and is a predicted model, not a curated record. Gene Ontology annotation, molecular function: RNA polymerase II transcription regulatory region sequence-specific DNA binding; DNA-binding transcription factor activity, RNA polymerase II-specific. Lineage: Eukaryota; Metazoa; Arthropoda; Insecta; Orthoptera; Acrididae. The transcript has 5 exons. Gene Ontology annotation, biological process: regulation of transcription by RNA polymerase II. Gene Ontology annotation, cellular component: nucleus.